AUGUCAGAAUUAACAUCCAUCCAAGACGACACAACAACGCCCGAUUCUACUACUACACUCUCUCCAACUGCUGCUAACUCUGAAUCAACUUUCAUCCAGGACGACACGACAACAACUACUACAACACUCUCUACCACUGCCACUGACACUGAAUUAACAUCCAUCCAAGACGACACAACAACAACACCCGAUUCUGUUUCUACACUCUCUCCAACUGCUGCUAACUCUGAAUCAACUUCCACUCAGGACGACACGACAACAACAACUACCACUACACUUUCUCCAACUGCCGCUGACUCUGAAUCAACUUUCAUCCAGGACGACACGACAACAACUACUACAACACUCUCUAACACUGCCACUGAUACUGAAUUAACAUCCAUCCAAGACGACACAACAACAACACCCGAUUCUGUUUCUACACUCUCUCCAACUGCUGCUAACUCUGAAUCAACUUCCACUCAGGACGACACGACAACAACAACUACCACUACACUUUCUCCAACUGCCGCUGACUCUGAAUCAACUUUCAUCCAGGACGACACGACAACAACUACUACAACACUCUCUAACACUGCCACUGAUACUGAAUUAACAUCCAUCCAAGACGACACAACAACAACACCCGAUUCUGUUUCUACACUCUCUCCAACUGCUGCUAACUCUGAAUCAACUUCCACUCAGGACGACACGACAACAACAACUACCACUACACUUUCUCCAACUGCCGCUGACUCUGAAUCAACUUCCACCCAGGACGACACGACAACAACUACUACAACACUCUCUACCACUGCCACUGACACUGAAUUAACAUCCAUCCAAGACGACACAACAACAACACCCGAUUCUGCUUCUACACUCUCUCCAACUGCUGCUAACUCUGAAUCAACUUCCACUCAGGACGACACGACAACAACAACUACCACUACACUUUCUCCAACUGCCGCUGACUCUGAAUCAACUUUCAUCCAGGACGACACGACAACAACUACUACAACACUCUCUAACACUGCCACUGACACUGAAUCAACCUCCACCCAGGACGACGCGACAACAACUACUACAACACUCUCUACCACUGCCGCUGACUAUGCUCCAGGAUGGAAGUGUACAUCUUCGAAAUGUUAUAGACGGUAUGAUGAGCAGCAACGAAACUGGGCAGAUGCUAAGGCAUCCUGUUCUGGAUUAGACCAGGUGAACACUCCGUAUGGAUACAGAUCGCCUUCUCUACUCUUUCUCAACACUAAAGAAGAGGCCAUCUUUCUUCGGGACACUUUCGACAUGAACAAGACCGCGUGGAUCAACUGCAACGACCAGGCAAAAGAGGGUGAUUUCGUUUGUGAUGUCGAUGGUAAUGGAACUUCACCAAGCUCAUUUUGGUGGAACGACGGAGAGCCCGACGGUAGCUCCUAUGGAGAAGCGGACUGUGUAGCAGUCAACCGCUGGAGGUCUGAACUUCUCAAAUGGUACGACGUACCAUGCUCGUGGUCAAUAUACACAAUUGGUCAGUUUAUAGUCGGACAGCCAGAACAGUAA
Lytechinus variegatus (green sea urchin) is the source of this 1539-nucleotide messenger RNA. Its product is annotated as serine-rich adhesin for platelets-like. The record is from RefSeq and is a predicted model, not a curated record. NCBI's taxonomy places the organism in Eukaryota, Metazoa, Echinodermata, Echinoidea, Temnopleuroida, Toxopneustidae. Bases 1 to 1539 code for a protein of 512 amino acids. The transcript has 17 exons.